AUGGAGAUGUGGACUCGCACCGAGGGAGAGAAUGGUCGCUGCGCCUAUUGUGAGCGGCUGGUGGCUGUGGCAGGUCACCCCUCUCCCCUGCCCCUCACUUCCACCUUCUCAGGAAACCAACUAGGUGACGGCUGGAAGCGCCGCACACCCCUUAACCGCGCUGUGCGCCUGCGCCUGUGUCUCGGGCGCGCGCUCGGCCCAGAGCUGGGGUCCUGCCGGAACCACUGCACUUCCCUCCGCUCCGCGCGGUCACGGCGGCAGCAGUUCUGUAUCGCAAACCCGGUGUCGCAGCGAAUGCUCGAGAAAUGUAUUCAGGGCAGGGUCCUGCUCCUGACCAUCUGCGCGGCUGGCAUUGGUGGGACCUUUCAAUUUGGCUACAACCUCUCCAUCAUCAAUGCCCCAACUUUGCACAUUCAGGAAUUCAUCAAUGAGACAUGGUGGGUGCGUACCGGCCAGCCACUGCCCGAUCACCUAGUUCUGUUGGUGUGGUCCCUCAUUGUGUCUCUGUACCCCCUGGGGGGCCUCUUUGGAGCACUGCUUGCUGGGCCCCUGGCUGUCAUGCUGGGAAGGAAGAAGUCCCUCCUGGUGAAUAGCAUCUUCGUGGUGGCCGCGGCGACCCUGUUUGGCUUCAGCCGCAGAGCAGGCUCCUUUGAGAUGAUCGUGCUGGGCAGGCUGCUCAUGGGAGUCAGUACAGGCUUGAGCAUGAAUGUCCAGCCCAUGUACCUGGGGGAAAGUGCCCCCAAGGAGCUCCGAGGAGCCGUGGCCAUGACCCCAGCCAUCUUCUCUGCCCUGGGGAUCGUGAUAGGUCAGGUGGUCGGACUCAGGGAGCUCCUGGGUGACCCAGGGGCCUGGCCCCUACUGCUGGCUAGCUGCCUGGUGCCUGGGGUGCUCCAGCUUGCCUCCCUCCCUCUGCUUCCUGAAAGCCCACGCUACCUCCUCAUUGACCGUGGAGACACCGAGGCCUGCCUGGCAGCCAUGAGGGUCUAUGAGGAGGGCUUAUCCCACUUUCUCUAUAUGCCUUUCCUCGGUGUCUGUGUCUGGGGGGCCAUCUGUACUGGCUUCUUCCUCCCUGAGACCAAAGGCAAGACCUUCCUGGAGAUCUCUGAGGAACUGCACAGACUCAACUUCUCCCGGCAGAGCCAGGGCCCUGAGUGGACGGGCCCAGAAGUCAUCCUGUCCACAGAGCUGUAA
This is a messenger RNA of Neomonachus schauinslandi (Hawaiian monk seal), 1191 nucleotides long. It is a transcript of the gene SLC2A11, whose product is annotated as solute carrier family 2 member 11. The transcript has 10 exons. The record is from RefSeq and is a predicted model, not a curated record. The coding region runs from base 1 to 1191 and encodes 396 amino acids. Gene Ontology annotation, cellular component: membrane. Gene Ontology annotation, biological process: monosaccharide transmembrane transport. NCBI's taxonomy places the organism in Eukaryota, Metazoa, Chordata, Mammalia, Carnivora, Phocidae. Gene Ontology annotation, molecular function: hexose transmembrane transporter activity.